CAAUCAUGCUCCCCAAGGAACCUGUAGCCUGUGAAAUCAACCAUGCCCUUACUCCACCCCCACUCCAUUCUCCAUUGCCCUCAAGAGAUCGUCCCAGAGCAGGUGCCUAACAAGUUCACCUAUGAUUACGAGACCAUUCGGAAUGGGGGGCUGAUCUUCGCCGUGUUGGCUUUCGUGGUCGGACUCCUCAUCAUCCUCAGUCGGCGGUUCCGCUGCGGAGCAAAGAAGAGAAGAAGAACCACUUGCACUGUCAGGAAAGCAGCUUCCUCCCCACUGCUCUGUCUGGGAGGGGGGAGUUGUCUCCAGGAGCCAAGCCCCUUGCACCGGAGACAUUAACCCUCUCAGCCCUGCACGUCUAUAAACACCAUUUGCAUGGCUUUCCUUUGUAAAAUCUUUGCCUCAAUAAAGCUCC
Messenger RNA from Chelonoidis abingdonii (Abingdon island giant tortoise), 412 nucleotides. Lineage: Eukaryota; Metazoa; Chordata; Testudines; Testudinidae. The record is from RefSeq and is a predicted model, not a curated record.